UUUUUUCAAAAUUCCUAGCUCUAGCUACGACACGGGCACAGUGAUCCAAUUGCACAGUAAGAAUUGGAAACUUCAUUGCAAGCUUCAAUUAAAUAUUAAAAAUAUUCUUAAUGAUCUUCUAAAGUUUUUUAUUCAAUACAGAAUUUAUUUUAAAUAAUGUUACAACAACAACAAAACCAUCACCCAGGAGCAGAUAUGUUUCUUCUUUUCUACAUUAAACGCCAGAUUGAAAAAGACUCUAAUCUCGAAUGGUUUGAAGCUCCUUAUUGCGCAGAAGAUGAUCCCCCUCAAGAAUGGUUGCUUCUCGAACAAGCAGCACUUAUUUUUGAGAAUGAUAAUCGAAAAGAAAUUGAAGAAACAAUGAUUAAUAGACUUGUACCUUUGGGAAGACUUAACUUUAGAAGCUUCCGAAUGAUUGUCCGUCACUAUCUAGACUUAUUAAGUCAACGAAUGGACAAAUCCAUUGCUUUGUUAGCGUUGAUAGCUUUUACUGGGUUAUAUGCUAGACGAUUAGCCGAAUUGGAUGCUUCACAAUGUGAAGAAGAGGAUGAAGAAAAUUCUAAUAAAUUACCUAGAGAUUAUAGACGUGAAAUUUAUCAAGUUUCUAUUUAUGGUUCGGGUAUUUUGCUAUCUACGAUUGAGGGUUCUUGGGUAAAUAUUGAAAUUUUAUAA
Messenger RNA from Meloidogyne enterolobii, 672 nucleotides. The record is from the annotation of a GenBank genome assembly. Lineage: Eukaryota; Metazoa; Nematoda; Chromadorea; Rhabditida; Meloidogynidae.